Molecule: messenger RNA, 5237 nt
Organism: Schistosoma intercalatum
Lineage: Eukaryota; Metazoa; Platyhelminthes; Trematoda; Strigeidida; Schistosomatidae
Source: the annotation of a GenBank genome assembly
AUUUAUUGACUUACAAAUUGCGCUCCCCUUACACUGCUCUACGCGCUGUGUUAACGCCGAUGUUUAUUUUUCCGAGCACUUCGUAUUGUCAGUACUACAAGGGAAAUAAAGUUACACAAUGUUGCUUUCAGCAUUAAAAUAUGCCACUUCCUAAACAUACAGUUCAACCGGUCAAACUCAGUCAGGUAAUUGUCCCGAAUGGCAUCGACAAUGAGUUGGAAUUUGUGGUUAAUUCCACGGUCUGCAAUGUCAUGAGACAGAUAGCAUCAGUUAGCCGAUUGGCCAACACCAUGUUCGAAGAACUCACUACCGAUUUUUCUCGACUAGUUGAGCGGACUGUUCGUCUGCAAAAUCGUCUGGGAAAACUUCAUGAAGAUAUGCAAAUGGCGCGCAGCGGUGACGAAGACCUUACUGCUGGAGUACAAGAAGUUGAGAUUCCGGUGUUCUCUAGCAAAAAACCAACUGAUAGCCAGGUAUUAAAUCAAAAUACCAUACCUCCUUCUAUGCGGUCACAAUAUGAUCAAGCAGAAGCAGCUCCAGCACUUCAACAAAUGGAUGAACUCAGAGAUGAUAAGAAAACUAGCAUGAGGUUGUAUUCAGAUCCCAGCUUUUUCUUUGAUCUAUGGAGUCAGGAAAUGUUACAAGAUCGCAAACAUAAAAGAGCCGCCAAGAAAAAAAGACCAAAAGGAAAGGGAAAAGCUGCUCCACUUAAAAGUGGAUCUAAUCAGGGAGCUCAGAAACCUCAACUUAUCAUUCAGCAACCAGGAGUUGGUGGCCAUAAACUUUCCGCACCGUUACUCGAACAAAACGGUUCUGUUAAUGCCAGUUCUCAUAUGGAUAGGAAUGUCAAUAUUGUCAACGGUAAACCCACCCAGCAUCAGUUUCUAAAUAAUGGGAAUUUCGGAAAUCCUUCAUUACCACCUCCGCCACCUCCACCAAAUGCUCUUCAUUCGUCAACACAAGUUGAUAAUGUACAGGAUUUUCGACACGCAUCUAAUCAAAAGAGUGGUUAUUGCCCAACUAAACCUGACCUUGGUGGUGUUAAUCAGUUUCCUUCAGUUACCAACAACAUUUGUAGCAACCAAGACCCUUCACCAGCCCAUCAGAUGACUCUUCCUGACCCUCCCGCACUCCAUACACAGAUGGCAUCUCUUAUUUUACCACCAUCACUUCCCCCGGCGUUCUUGAGCGACGGAGAGUUAAAAGUCUCAGACAUGAGCGAAAAUUCACAUCCAAAUGAUGAAGCUGCUAGCAGAGACCUAACUGGAAAAGAUGGAGAUGAUAGGAUAUCAUCACCCACACAAAUACAUGAUGGCAAAGAGAAACAGUCUCAGUAUAUUAAUUCUGUAGGUAUGGAAUCGUCAUCAUCGGCACCACACAAUCUUCCUCCACCUCCUCCCGCGCCGAUUUUCGAGUCGAAGAACUUCAAUGAGCCUUGUAAACCCAACAGACAACCAAGCGAGUCGGAUACUUGUGAUCAUAUAUCCGCUUCUUCGACCCUUCCUCCCCCACUGACACCUUUUGUUUCGCCACCUCAAACAUCUAUUCUAUGCUCAUCUACACAACCUCCACCAUCCCCACCUCCACCUCCCUUCAUACCAAACCAGAAAGUUGGGUCUGAAAGUCCAAGCAAUCAAACAGCUUUACCAACUAAGAACACUAUCCCACGAUGCAGUGUACCUCAGUGUCCUCCUGCAGAUUUGCUUUCUGCUAUACGCGCUGGCUGUCAGUUACGCAAAGUGGGUGAACGAAAUCUUCCCGAUCAAUCAAAAUUUAGCCCUGCAAAUAGUUUAUCAACUCUGGUAAACAAACCUAAGGAUGUUCAAGUUAGUUUCACUGACCUUAAGUUUCUUAAACUUUGUUUGUAUGUAUUUACAUUUAAAUGUACUACAUCCCGUCGUUUAAGGGAAUUGUUACAUUUCAAUAGUCAAGGUGACUAAUGCCUCUUGCUCAUUCAAGUUACCAAAGUUUGUCUUUUAAAAGCUCAUUGUAAACACAGUGCUUGUAUUGAUCAAUUUAGUAUAGAAUCAUAAAUUAAUAUUUCUUCAUCGCAGUAAUCUCGAUCACGGCAAUUCUGUAGUCUCCUCAACUAUGUUAUUACAAAAAUUUUCUUGUCGAGUGUCAUGAGAUAACGUACUAAAUGAGAAAACAAACCAGAGAUGUUUAGGAUCUUUCCAGAUGGAAGCAUGAACGGAAGAUGACAGUGUCCACUUUUGGUGCAAAAAUGAGAAAUCCAAAUUUCUACGGUUAAAUUACAAAAAUAAGUUUGCCAAGUGAUUUCUGGUGAUCUAGCUGCCUGUUGUGGAAUCUAGAUUCCCCAAAACCACUUAGAAUUUACCGUUGAUCCCCUUAAAAUGAGGUCAUUUGGAAGCACUAAUGACAUGUCUUUCUAUCUACACAAUGGUACAGACGAAUUGUCAACAUAAAGCCCUAGAUUUCUAACACAACUCUGUUCCAGCCUUCUAGUUUAUUCGUUUACAUGUAUCUGCCAAAGCAGUUAUAUUGGUAAAACAGAAAGGAGAGCCUACGUCUGAUUCAAAGAACAUAUUCCGAAAAGUUUAAGAUUAAAUGGAUUGAACGCAUUCAACAGUGCUAUCGCAAGACAUCUCCUUGAUACAGGACAUGAAGUCGAUAUACUGAAGUCCUUCAAGGUGAUUAACAAACAAUCAAACUCCAACCUUUUGAUUGAUUUCGAUUCAUAUUUUCUUCAUUACCAUUAAUCUAUUUUCAUGAGUUCCAAUCACUAUUUCAAUGCUCUGGAACUUUCCCUCUCUAACUUUAUUUAUUUAUUCGAAUUAAACAUUUUAUGAGCUCAUUAACCCUAUCUGAAUCUUCGCUACAUCAUCAUACACAUGUAUUGAUCCUUAAUCACACUCUUAUCUAUAAAUAUGUCAAUAUCUGUAAUAAUUUGAAUUUCAAAUAAUUUAGGUUGUAAGCAGCUGAUGAAAACCUAACGAAGUAAAAUGAAUUAAUAUUAUUCUGCACCAAUCUUUGAUCUUGCUCUCUUUAAGAUAAUAAAGGGAACUAUGUGUAUGAAAUUAUUCGUUUAGAUUCUUUUUCCCUUCAAAGUAAUUAGCCUUUUUUGUACCCUUCGUUUUAGUGAUUAAUGUAGUUUGUACCUUCAUAAUUUUUGUCAUUGAUUUGACGAAAUUUCUGUUACCUCUUUUAACUUAAUUGGUGCUCCAGUACUCGUUCUACUGUCUACGAAACUGUAAUUAAUUAGUUUGAAUAAUAUCCUUAUUAUCAACAGGAGUUAUCUGGAAUAUCCCUAAAAUCAGGAAGCAUUGUUUUCCAAUUGUCCUAGGUGGAUCCUGCAUGUCCACCAAUCCUGUUAAAUCACCGGACCACUCACUUUCCGUCCUCUCAAUUUCGUAAAUAUCACCCCUGCUACACACAUCCAAGAGUUCCAUUGCUUUCUCUCUCUGUAAGUAGUUACAUUUCUUGAUCAAGUUGGUUUAGUAUUUUCUUGUAGUAGCCUAUUUCAGAACUGAUUAAUCCGUAGCUGUUAUCCUGCGUGAUAUAUUAUCUUGUGUUUAUUCUGUUUGACUUCUUUAAGUAUUUUCCUAUUUUUCAUGUUUUCAUUUUCAGGCGAUUUAUGAAGCUGUUAGGCGUCGUCGGGAAUGUAUGGAAAAUAAUUCCUCGGAAGAUGACGAUGACGACAAAGAUGCAGAUAGUAAUUCUUCCGGUUGGGAGGACUAGCUCUUAUCUAUCGUAACAAAAAAUGUAUUAGGCCAUGUACCAGUUUUGUUUUUAUCAUCUGCCAGUAACACGUUUUUUUUAACACAAUGCCCAUCUUUGUAUACUUACAUUUCUACUUACGUCUUUCUAUAACUUCUGGUUUUGCUUUGUUCAUGUUCUCAUAUUUUUCUUCGAUUAUUAUUUAUUAGCUGUAUAUAAAUGUACAAUUCCGUUCACAUAGGCAUAUACUUAUAUGUCUUCAUUAACGUAUGAUGUUUUCUCUGGUUACUUUACUUCAAUAAUUUGAGGUAAGUUAAAGUUUGGCAGACCAUAAUUAAAUUUUUGUAUCUUUCUGAUAAUCUGGAGGUUCUAUUACGACGACUACUUCAAUAGAUUGUUACGCAUUGAUUUCGCAAAUUGUUAACCUCUUGAAAUUUUGUUUUGUUAACGAUUAUUGGUGGGAUAAUGUUGAAAUCCCUUUCUUUUGUUUUAGCAGUAUUACUAUGAUUGCUCAAAUCUCAUUGAAAAAAUAAAUCAGUUAUGAUUUCAUAGGUAACUGCUAGUCAUUAUUGAUCUAACAAUGCUUAAGAUCAAAAAAUACAUUAGACUAACUUCUCAUUAAUAAUUUGUGUCCAAUGACAUAUUGAUUGUUUUAUUAUAUGUACAAUUUCAGGGCUGAUUUAAUUGUACUCAUUUCCUAACAAUCAUGAGACUAAAAUCAAGUUCAGUUUUAUGUGUCUGGUUAUCCUACAGUCAAAAUAUUAUUAUUACCACUUUAAAGAAUAGUUUUUCUUUCUGCUGUUCUUUGUCCCUUUGGUAAACAACGAUGUUCAUUUAUUUCUUAUGUUCCGGUGAUUGCGAUCGAUGCGAUUUUACUUCUCGUUUUAAUUGUAGUUGAACGAAAUACCGUCGUUUUACCAAAACAUUUAUAUGCAUAUUUUUUGUUGGUUUCAGUUGCUUUAAUGCUGUUCAACUCAUACAAGUAUGGAUGUCAUUAAUCCCUAAAAAUCUUAUUUACAUUCAUUUUUCAGAAUUUUACUAAUUUUAAGUAAGGUUUACGGUCCGUAAUAAUAAUCUGUUUGCCUCUGAAUAAUAUUUCCCCCUACUGAUUUCUUAACUUACAUAUUGCUAAAGCGAUUUUUACGGCUUUUUUUUCGACUUAAAUAUAGACUGUGGUUAUAUGGUCUUAUCUCCAUUUACUCAUAGACAAUCCGUAACUUUCAGUUUUUUAUUAGUUAAAUCGUUUCUAUAAGGUGUAUGUUGAUCUCAUGUCGUUAACUUGUUUUACGUUGCGAUAGACCUGUGCAUCUAUUUGCUGGCUAGUGUGAAUACGAAGAUAUUCGUUGUUAUAAUGAAUAGAACUGUUUCUGAUGGCUAUUAUUCAAUGAAAUUUGUAUUGCUUCAAUAGUUUCUUCAAAAUAUCCUUUAGACCUUUUGUUUUGCGUAUUUAUAACAUGUCAUUUAAUGUAUCCCAGUACUUUAAUACAUCUUGGAUUUCAUUUUGAAAUUAGAUGUGCUUUAUACUGAUCUGUUAACAAUAUAAACGAAAUCGUGCAUGC